Molecule: messenger RNA, 2466 nt
Organism: Camellia sinensis
Lineage: Eukaryota; Viridiplantae; Streptophyta; Magnoliopsida; Ericales; Theaceae
Source: RefSeq, a predicted model, not a curated record
AUGGAAGUUUCAUUUGGGACUAUGCAAGUGAAACUCAAUGUUUUCCAAGGAUCCCAAAAACCCCAUGAUAGAGAGGAGUGCUUAUUUGUGGAUGUUGUGAAUAGGAUUGUGGAUGAGGCUUUACCUUCAAUUUUUGUAAAGGACCCUCUAGAGGCUUGUCUAGCUCAUUUGGGGUUCGAGGAUUUUGAUAUUGACGAGUUAGUUGAGGAGGUGAAUACCUUACUUAAUUCUUCUUCUACACCAAAUUUUCCUCCGUGCAAAGCCCGUUUAUUUGAUAAUCUUUUGGUCAUGGAUCCUCCAAGUGAAGAAACUUUUUUUGUGAGUCCUAAUGUUGAGCCCGAAUCAUCUUCUAUUGGCCCAUCUACCCAAUCUAAUGCUCCCCCUCGUAGACCACCCUUGGCCAAAACUAGUAGUAGCGGGAGAACAACAUCAAAGGCUUGGGAUCAUUUUGAAAAGAUUAAGGGUAUUGAUGGGAAAGAUAGGGCUAUGUGCAAAGAAGUUGGUGGUGAUGGUGAGAGUGUUGUUGAUGUUGUGGUUAUGCCAUUUUCCAUAGAAGUUGCUAGGAGGCAUCUUGCCGGGAUAAUAGUAAUUGAUGAAUUGCCCUUUAGAUUUGUGGAUGGGGUUGGUUUUAAGAGAUUUUGUAAUGUCAUGCAACCCAAGUUCAAGAUCCCAUCUCGAUAUACUGUUGCUAGGGACAUUGUAGACAUAUACACUAAUGAAAGAGAGAGGUUGAAGAAAAUUGUGAAGGGGCGUAGAAUUUGCUUUACCACAGACACAUGGACUUCCAUACAAAAUUUGUGUUAUAUGUGUCUUAUUGCACAUUUCAUUGAUGAUGAUUGGAAGUUACAAAAGAGAAUCAUAAAUUUUUGCCAAGUUGAAGACCACAAAGGAGAAACACUUGGUAAAAAAAUUGAGGCACUCUUAAAAGAGUGGGACAUUGUUGGCCUUUUCAACUUAACUGUUGAUAAUGCGAGUUCCAAUAAUCUAACCAUUAGAUUCUUGAAACGAACCACAAAAUUGUGGAAGAGAACUAUCUUGGGCCAUGAAUUUUUACAUAUGCGUUGUUGUGCGCAUAUUCUAAAUCUCAUUGUUAGUGAUGGAUUGAAGGAUCUUGAGUCUUGUAUAGUGAAUGUGAGGCAUGCAGUGAGGUAUGCGAGGUCUUCUCCAAACCGCAUUGACUCUUUUAAGAAGUAUGUGGAAAGUUUGAAAAUUGAGAGUAAGAGUCUCUUGUGCCUAGAUGUACCAACACGGUGGAAUUCUACAUAUCUUAUGUUGGACGCGGCAGAAAAAUUUGAAAGUGCUUUUCAAAGAAUAGGUGAGGAGGACUACAAUUAUAAACACUACUUUUUGGAUAAUGAAGGGGCUCAGAGGAGAGAGAUGCCUACCGCCGAGGAUUGGAAUAAUUGUAGGGUGUUUUUGAAAUUUCUUAGAAUGUUCUCCAAUGCAACAAAGAGAUUUUCUGGCUCUUUAUUUGUUACUUCAAAUACAUUUUACACUGAAAUUUUUGUCAUUGAAAAUAUGAUUAGACAAUUAAUCAAAGACAAUGAUCCUAUUUUGUCUUCAAUGGCAAAGAAAAUGAAAGGGAAGUUUGACAAGUAUUGGGGAAAUGGGGAUAAAAUCAAUCUCCUUUUGUACAUUGCGGUUGUUCUUGACCCUCGAAUAAAAAUGACAUACUUGCAAUUUUAUUUUUCAACAAUUUUUGGUGGAGAUGUUGUGAAAGUGAAAGAAAUGUUAGAGAAGGGGCAAUUUUCUGGUAGUGGGAGUAUGUCGGAAUUGGACAAGUACUUGGGUGAUAUUGAGAAAGGUGGGAAGAAUGCUCAAUUUGACAUCUUGGAGUGGUGGAAGGUUAAUGCAACAAAGUAUAGAAUAUUAUCACUCAUAGCACGAGAUAUGUUGGCAAUGCCUGUUUCCACUGUUGUUUCUGAGUCGGCUUUUAGUACAAGAGGUCGUAUACUUGAUCCAUUUCGGAGUUCACUUGCUCCAAAGAUGGUGGAGGUUCUUGUUUAUACACAAAAUUGGCUCCGAAGUAACGUUCCAAUAUGCCUUCGAGAAGCAAUGAAUAAUGUUGAAGAAUUUGAACAACAAUAUGAUUCGGCUUCUGGGGUUAAUGAGCAUGAAAAUGGCAACAACGGUGGAGAAGCAAAAAGUUCAAAAUCGGAAGACGAAAAUCAGGGGGUUGAGGCGGCAGAGCUUCUGCACAGAGACACUGGAGUGGACGUGACGAGAUUGGGCUUGGAUUUGAGGGCAAGAAGAGGGAGUCUCGUCGCCGCUGCCGUUGAUGAGCAGUUACGGGGGGCAGCGGAGUUUGCAUCAGAUGGCGAUCUUUAUCUCUUCCCACUGUGCCGAGGAGUGUUUAAGGAGGGUGAUGCUCUUCCCCAACCAUCAAAAGAUUUUCGCAAAACCUCAUUCCCCAGUUAUCCAGCAUGCUCAUUCAACGCGGUCAAGACUGAGAUGGCAAGGAAGUAG